AUGUUGAAAAAUAUUCUCAAGAAUGCGAGACCUAAUUUACGUCUUGGCACUCUUUUGGGAGCCCGAACUUUCACAAGAUCGGCACUGAGCCGUCCGGUGAUGAACCUUCAGAAUUGUUCAUCGUUUUCGCUAUCGAAGGUCACGAGAAGUUGUCUGCCCUCAACUCGGAGCUUGUCAUCUAGCUCUGUCCUUCGGCAGCUUGAGAUGGCCGUCAAAAAGCAACCGGCCAAGAACCUCUUAAAUUCAUCGAAACAGGUCGGGUAUUGGCUUAUCGGAACAUCGGGACUCGUCUUUGGAAUUGUCGUUUUGGGAGGGCUCACGAGGCUCACAGAAUCUGGUUUGAGCAUCACCGAAUGGAAACCUGUUACAGGCACUCUUCCACCCAUGAGUGAAGCAGAAUGGCUUGAAGAGUUCGCUAAAUACAGAGAGUCGCCGGAGUUCCAACAACUUAACUCGCACAUUGAUCUAGACGAGUUCAAGUUCAUCUUCUUUAUGGAGUGGGCCCACAGGCUCUGGGGGCGCGCUAUCGGAGCCAUCUUUGUAUUGCCAGCUGUCUACUUCGCCGUAGCCAAAAAGACGUCGCCCAGAGUUAACAGACGUGUUUUUAUGUUAGCGUGCGUGCUAGGUCUACAAGGUUUCAUCGGGUGGUGGAUGGUCAAAUCGGGACUUGAUCAAGAACAAUUAGACGAAAGAAAGUCAAAGCCAACAGUAUCGCAGUAUAGAUUGACCACACACUUGGGUAUUGCCUUUGUGCUAUACUUGGGUAUGUUAUGGACCGGACUUGAGAUCCUGAGAGAGGCAAAGUGGGUGAAGGAUCCAAAAAAAGCCAUUGCGCUCUUCGCUAAGCUUGACAACCCGGCUUUGAAACCUUUGAGAAGAACUUCUUUGGGGCUCUUGACUCUGACUUUUAUUACCGCUAUGAGUGGAGGCCUAGUUGCCGGUCUUGAUGCUGGGUUGAUCUACAAUACCUUCCCGCACAUGGGUGAUGAGUGGAUUCCCAGCAAGAGAGAGUUAUUUGAUCAGCAUUUUGCCAGAAAAGAUGACGCCAGUGACUUGUUUUGGAGAAACAUGUUAGAAAACCCAACCACGGUUCAGCUGAAUCACAGAAUUUUGGCUACAGCUACGUUUAUUGGCGUCUUUGGCCUACACAUGUGGGUUAACAGAAGAAAGCAUCUUCUACCCAAAAAUGCGGUGAGAUCCAUGCAUGCAAUGAUGGGUGUUGUAACGCUUCAAGCAACGCUCGGUAUUUUCGCUUUAUUGUACUUAGUGCCUAUCUCAUUAGGAUCAUUGCAUCAAGCUGGUGCUAUUGCAUUGUUGACCAAUGCUUUGGUGUUUGCCUCGCAGCUACGCAGACCAAGAGUCCCCAUGAGGAUUUUGAUCGGUGGUUUAUCAACUAGAGCUGCUCCAAAAGCUGGGAGCAAAAUCUUGACAGAGGCCGCGCAAUCAGCAAAAUGA
Lachancea nothofagi CBS 11611 is the source of this 1455-nucleotide messenger RNA. The record is from the annotation of a GenBank genome assembly. Lineage: Eukaryota; Fungi; Ascomycota; Saccharomycetes; Saccharomycetales; Saccharomycetaceae.